This is a messenger RNA of Suillus clintonianus, 538 nucleotides long. Its product is annotated as ACT domain-containing protein. Lineage: Eukaryota; Fungi; Basidiomycota; Agaricomycetes; Boletales; Suillaceae. Gene Ontology annotation, biological process: regulation of intracellular signal transduction; cellular response to L-arginine. The coding region runs from base 39 to 470 and encodes 143 amino acids. The transcript is spliced from 3 exons. Gene Ontology annotation, cellular component: cytosol. The record is from RefSeq and is a predicted model, not a curated record.
ACUUCCAUUCUGUCAGUGAUAGACUAUCUAGUGAUAACAUGCCUCCACCCCUCAAUCACCCCAGUCUGGAACUUCAGCUACUGGCUCAGACUUUCUUCGUUAAGCAGUUCCCAGUAGAUGCAGGCGUUCCAGCUGCAGUCGCAAGCGGGCUUAAUGCCGCUCAUGAAACUCCAGGCAUCUUCUCUAUCACCAGAACCCGAGAAGAGAUUUCCAUUGUUGGUGAAGCUGUUGGCGACGAUGGUGAAUGGAAAUGCAUCAAGAUAGCAGGCCCCAUGGAAUUUGGGUUGACUGGUGUAAUCUGUAAUUUCACGACGCCGCUGAGAGAUGCUAAUGUCCCGGUGUUCGCAGUUUCGACAUGGAAUACCGAUUAUGUUUUGGUUCCUAAAGAGAAGGCCGACGCCGCCGUUGCAGCAUUAACGGAGGAUGGCUGGAAGUUCCGAGAGAAUUCUGAAUCUUCAACGAGCGCGUAGUACUAGUCUAGCCAGGCCUGCAGCUUGUAGCGCAUAAAAACAUAUGCAUAAAGUGUGGAACAAGUGUG